Hemiscyllium ocellatum (epaulette shark) is the source of this 1883-nucleotide messenger RNA. It is a transcript of the gene creg2, whose product is annotated as cellular repressor of E1A-stimulated genes 2. The record is from RefSeq and is a predicted model, not a curated record. The coding region runs from base 50 to 928 and encodes 292 amino acids. The transcript has 4 exons. NCBI's taxonomy places the organism in Eukaryota, Metazoa, Chordata, Chondrichthyes, Orectolobiformes, Hemiscylliidae.
GGCGCCUUGGUGAGUGAGCUGAUCUGCUUUGCUGAGGGGGGGGUGAGCCAUGGCAAUGCUGCUGUCGCUCUCCUCCCUUGCCUUCCUGCUGGGUUACCUAGUGCAUUGCAGCUGCGGGUAUGUGAUCGUCAACUCUGUGUCCUGGGCGGUCACCAACCAGGAGGAAGCAGUGUCCGCCGAGGUGGACGAGGAGGUCGAGGUGGACGUGAUGCCCAACCGCCUGUUCGAGAGCAGCAGCAGCAUCUGGAAAGCCUCCUACCCCGCCGCUGUCUACCAGGAGCAGGAUGGGAACUCCAGGGCCGAGCUCCCCAGUCCUAAAGAGGUCCUCAGCUUCCCCUCCAGGAUGUUUUCUUACCGCAGGGAAGGGCUGAGUGCGAAGGGGCCGGAGCAGGUUGCCACCGAGCAGCCCCAGCGGGAAAAAGCGCGCACCGCCCGCUACAUGGUCCACUCCAGCAUCUGGGGCUUUCUGGCCACCAUCUCCACCCUGGAUAAGAUCAAAGGUAUGCCAUUUGGAAACAUCUUUUCAAUCAGCGAUGGCCUCCUGGACAAUAGUACUGGUGUUCCAUUUUUCUACGUCUCUGCAAUGUUCAGCACAGUUGCAGAUCUGAUGACCAACCCUAGUGCUUCUCUAACAUUGUCAAAGGCUGACACAGAUUACUGCAGACAAAAUGUCAUUGACCUUGAAGACCCAAGAUGUGCCAGGCUGACUCUUACUGGUCAAAUGGUGACUGUGCCUGCUGAUGAAAUUGAAUUUGCAAGACAAGCUAUGUUUUCAAGGCAUCCUGUAAUGAAGAAAUGGCCUCCAGACCAUAACUGGUUCUUUAUGAAAAUGAAUAUUCAACAUGUGUGGCUUCAGGACUGGUUUGGAGGGGUUGCCAUCAUCCCACUGGAAGAUUAUUUCAAAGCAAGCCCAAUGAACACUGAAUAGGUUCUAAAAGAAAUGUUUUUUUCAAAAAGGAGGCAUUGUUUGCAGUUCUGGUGAAUUAAUUUUCUUGUGUUCAGACUGGAAAAGUUUGUUUCUUAUAAAGGUAUAUUGAUUAAGUACAGCAGGAACAUUUUUUUAUUUUUGAUUCUAGGGAUGUAUGCAUCACAAACAUUUAUUGAUAACCUUUGUUCCCAAGAAGGUGGUGGUGAGCCUUCUUCUUGAACAGUUGCGGUUCGUACAUGAAAAGUGUUGCUAUCGUGCCUCAAGGAUUUUGACCCAGUCAUGUUGGAAGAUACGUUGUGUGAUGCAGCAUGGGCAAAUUUGCCUCUUCUCCUUACCAAUACUUUUUGCCUACACAUGCCACACAUUACCACAUUAGUACGCUCAUACUCCAGGCACGAAAUGUGAGGUAUUCAGCACAGUUAAUAGCCCUCAGUAUUGUAAUGUUUCAUAUACAAUAUGAGAUUGUGCUUUGAAACUAGGCUUUUUUAGUAAAAUUCUGCACACUUUGUUCAGAAUUCUUUUUGCCUGCAAGGUUCCAAGUGUUGUUAUUCCACCAUGAGCUUUACCCAGUGCAAAAUGUGACUUUCAGAAAUAACACACCGUUGUAACUUGUAUUAUUCUGAGUUAGUUUAGAUGUACUGUUUCUAAAUCAUCUUUUGUAAUAGCCAGAAUAUGAAAAGGUCCAUGGCAAGGCAUUUGUUGUUAGCAGCAAUUUAUUCAUGUUGGUGUGAUCAAAUGUAACCUUGACAUUAAUGUGUUGGUAGUAUAAUAGUGAGCUACAUGAUCAAAGCAAGACUGUUCUCUGUCAUGCAAAAGCUGUGUUCAGCUGUUCUUCAGCUACUGUAUUGGAGAGUUUGUGUAAUGUGUUAAUUGUAAUAAAAUUUGUGAUAACAUAUGUUUUACUUUUGCUGGCUAAUAUUAAAAUAUCCUAAAAUUGCUGUCAAACUUGCUAAAA